AUGGGGAGGACUGGUUCGAGGCCUACCAUCCACUCUGUCCUGCACACCUCACAGGCCAUCCGAGCACAUGUGCUCCUCGAGGUAGUGAGCUGUGGCCAGGGGCGGCUGAAGGGUGGCGACGUCAAGCCCGCCGCACGGCCUGGGCCGCCUGACGACUUGGCGUUGGGGCAGGGGCAGGCAGACGAUGUCGAGAUAUUCAACAAGCCAACGCCGACGGGCGACCAUGGACCGCCACCAGCAGACCAAUUCACCCUGAGCAAGAUCAUCUACUCUUUCCGUCAAAGAGGAAACAAGAACUCCUUGAGCGGUGAGCCACCACCAUUUACGUGGUGGGUACUCGCUUACGACUACGUCGGGGUCGGCCAUGGUAACGAGCGGGUGCCCGAUUCCAUCACCGGGCAUCCGACGUUGUCACUGCGGGGACGGGGCCGUCCUAAGGNCUGCACAAGUUCCGGCUCGCAUUACCGGGGUCCAGCAACGGCUGCGACAAGUACCUCUUGAACGAGGUACACCACAGCAUCAACCAAGACACAUUUGCCUGAACGAUCUUGGAGUUCUUCGAGGAAUACCAGCGAAGUUUUUCGAGGGCAGCGAUUCGGCACGGUCAACAACAAAUGCUGGUGUGGAGGCCUAACGAUGGCCGGCCUUCGGCUUAUAGGUGUAUAGGUGUGCGUCUGAAUGUGGUGUUCACAGCUAGCUGCAAUGCCGGAGAUAAUGGGGUGGGGAGGCGGGGCGAAACCCUCACGCGUCGAUGCCAACUGUGUUGAGGGUCUCGUAUAAGAGUGAAGGUGCAAACCACGGCUUUAUAUAGAUUUGUCCCCUUCUGUAAGUACAUCACCGCCUUGGAGAGGAGGGUUACGAGUUCAUCGAUGAACUUGCGACACAUACCGUGGGAGGAAGGAACGAACGGAGGAACGAUGGAUCUGAAAGGAGUCUUCAAGGAACGACUUCUUCAGAUCGUUCGGUGGCUACACGGUGGCCAUAUCUCGGCGAGUGCAGAGGUACAAGCUCGCAUUGCGCGGGCGUCAAGACGCCGAAAACAGGCGAACAAGAUCGACCUCGAACCAGUCAACGCCAAUGAUAUGGGGAUGGAGUGUAGACGCAUCGUAAAACGCGUUUUCGUUUGAAGUUGACGUUUUCCUUGAGAGUAGAUGUGACAGAUUUGCGUCGAAUAGGUANUCAUGAACAGAGAAGAAAGGGCUUUUCCAACACGGAAAUGUAGCAUGGAUCAAAGCAUUUGUUGGAUUUCAGCUUUUACAAGAGGAUAUCAACGCAGUAGUAUUUUAGCAAGCUUACGAAUGCAUGUAGGAUACCAUGAGGAUUGUCAUUGUUUUUUUUUUCAAAUUGAAGAGGAGAUAUUUUUACGAUGUAAGUGACAGUAGAAAUAAGUCCUACAUAUGUUGUUGACCUUCUUUAUUGGUUUAAUAUUCAUUUAGAG
Molecule: messenger RNA, 1438 nt
Organism: Ectocarpus sp. CCAP 1310/34
Lineage: Eukaryota; Phaeophyceae; Ectocarpales; Ectocarpaceae
Source: the annotation of a GenBank genome assembly